Messenger RNA from Zerene cesonia (dogface butterfly), 3548 nucleotides. It is a transcript of the gene Fmo-1, whose product is annotated as senecionine N-oxygenase. The record is from RefSeq and is a predicted model, not a curated record. NCBI's taxonomy places the organism in Eukaryota, Metazoa, Arthropoda, Insecta, Lepidoptera, Pieridae. The transcript has 8 exons. Bases 122 to 1417 code for a protein of 431 amino acids. Gene Ontology annotation, molecular function: NADP binding; N,N-dimethylaniline monooxygenase activity; flavin adenine dinucleotide binding.
ACAUACGCGUUUCGUCAUUCGUACACGGAAGCUCGUCGCGGCGACUCGUCUAUUAUAUUAAAGUGCAUAGUGCAGUGGUUUUAUAAUUUGACUCGUUGGAAUUAAACUGAAUAGUUCCAGAAUGUCUCGUGUAUGCGUAGUCGGUGCUGGCGCCGCUGGUCUCUGCGCGGCUCGCCAUCUCCUAGAAGCACCUUGCGUGUCUCAGGUGGAUGUUCUGGAACAAUCUGGACAGUUGGGAGGUACAUGGGUGUACACAGAGAACGUGGGAUAUGAUGACUUCGGCCUCCCCAUUCAUACCAGCAUGUAUAAGAGUUUGAGAACGAAUUUACCCAAAGAGAUCAUGGGCUUCCCAGAUUUCCCAAUACCAGAGAGUGACAAAUCUUACUUACCAGCUAAAGACAUGCUUGCUUUCCUACAAUUGUACGCAGAUAAACACGGUGUUACGGAACAUAUUAAUUUCAAACAACACGUCCAACAAAUAAAGCCUAAGACUGGACCUUCGGGCGAGCUCUGGGAUGUGACUUAUAAGGACCUGACUACUUCAGUUUCCGUUACAAAAGAGUAUGACUACGUGUUCAUAUGCAAUGGACAUUAUAAUACCCCUUUCAUUCCGAAUAUUCCGGGUUUGAAGGAGUUUGAAGGGGACGUUAUGCAUAGCCACGAUUACAGAGUGCCAGAAAUAUUCACCGGCAAGCGAGUCCUGGUCAUCGGAGCUGGACCUUCCGGUAUGGACAUAGCUCUGGAGAUCACCAGCGUCACCACGAAGGUGAUCCUUAGCCACCACCUGAAAGAAGAGCCGAAGAGCGUGUUCCCGAACAACCUGGUGAUGAAACCUGAUGUGGUGAAGUUGGAUGGGCGGAAGGUGAUCUUCGCUGAUGGCAGUCACGAUGAAGUGGAUGUGGUUUUCCUUUGUACUGGGUACCUAUACAAUUUCCCGUUCCUGGAUGAGUCGUGCGGUAUCGUGGUGGAGGAUAACUGUGUGGAGCCGUUAUACAAGCACUUGGUGAACAUCCAGCACCCCACAAUGUGCUUCAUCGGAGUGCCGUAUUAUGUGUGCGCUUUCUCCAUGUUCGAUCUGCAAGUGCGCUACUACGUGCGGUCAAUGAACGGCGUGUUCAAGCUUCCAUCACCAGAUGAGAUGAUGCAGCACUGGGAGCAGGAGAAGCAGGAGCGAGCCGCGCGCGGUUACACCAAACGGCAGGCGCACAUGAUGGGACCCGACCAGGAACGAUAUUACGCAUCUCUCGCGUCGGAGGCGAACACGAAGAAUCUACCAUCUGUGAUCACCAAAAUACGUGAUGAGAGUUCCAUCAGAUUCCUCCACAACCUGCAGAGCUAUCGGCAAGAUGUCUACAAAAUAAUAGAUGACGACACGUACGAAAUUAUAAGUAACGGCAAACGGGAGGUUCUUUGUUGACCCUAAAAGGGUAUAAUGGUAUGUUAAUAUUAAGUUCAGAAUAGUGAUAUGUUCCUUUAUAGAUAUGUUAAAAUACAAUGUAUUGCUCAAUUUUAUAUAAUUUAUUUUAAGACGGUAAGGUAUCGACUAAAAUGUUACUGUUAUUUGUCAAUGGAGCAAUUUUGUAGAUAUUUUUUAAUGAACCUAUUUUGUAUUGUAUAAAAGUUACCUAUAUGUAACUUGCCUUUAUUAUAAAAGAUGAUGAAUAAAACUCGAAUUUUCAGCCAAAAAUAUUUUAUUUAAGCGUAUUUAUAAUCUUUAUAUUAUCAAUGCUGAUAUAUUAUUAAAUCUUUAAAUCUAAUAAUUAUUUUAUGGCUUCCCAUUUAAUUACACACUACGGUUAUAGAAUAUUUAAAACUUAUAACAGACUUAAUGCAUAAUAAAAAUAUUAGGAAUUAAGGCUGUCUUAAAUUUUAUCAAAUUUAAUGUUAGUAUACAUGCAUUGGGCCGAGCUCGCAACUCGCUCAAAAAAUUUGUACUUAAUAUAAUUUUUUUUUUUCAAAAUAAAGACGUUACUCUCAAUAUAUAAAAAUACCGUUUAUUCUCAUCCACAAUAUCAAUUAAAUUUAAUUUUUUUCCGUGUCCAAUAUUAUAAUUUCGUAUAUAAAAUCAUGAAAAACCUUAAAUCUACAACUUAACGAAAUGUAAAUCUAAAACUAUAACAAAAAUACGUCGUUAAUGGAUACAUUUUAACUCAAUAUGGAAGAAGAUAUAUUACGUCUGAAAAAUAGAUUUAUAAAUAAGAAAAAAAAUCAUCUCACUGGAUACUUCCUUUAAGGAAAACGAUCUUAUACAAUAUGCUGUACAAUAUCUUUUAUAUAAAAAUAGGGUAUAGGAAAAUGCGAUAAACAUAAGUGGGUCACUGAUUUAUAAAUACGCAAACCAUACAUAAAACACUUAUAAUGAUCCAUCGUGAUUGAGUUGCCGCUAGACAAAAAGUUAAGGUAAAGACAGCCUGUGUUGCAUGCAAACAAAAUAUCCUAGAAAAAAUUAAUUAUGAAAACUAACUCAAAAUAUUCAAGAAAUUGUCGCUCUACAGUAAACCGCAUGUCAAAUUCUACAUCCAUAAAAUUAUGUAUGGUUUACAGAAUAAAUCAUAAUAGACAAUAGUUAAUUAACAUACAUUAUAUCGGCUGAAUAUUUUCCAAAAUUUUUUAUAAACAUUUUGGCCGCUUCGUACAAAAACUUACCUACUUCCCUAAACCUCAACCUAGCUACGUCCCUGUCUUUUCAGUCCCUUCAUACAUUCAUUAAAAAAGGAUAAAAAGCCGGGUCUCAUACCCUGUAGAAAUAAACCCUAAGUAAAUAGUACGCUAGGAUAUAAUGGCAACUUAGACAUGCAGGCGUUGUAAAAAGACCACGUACAGUGGAAACAAACUUAUGAACUAGCAAUGUUCUAUAUACACUCUUAUCUACGACCAAAUUAAUGAAGUAUCGAGCGUCUAGCACCAUUUUGAUAAGGUAUACAUCGAGUAACAUAAUAUUAUCAACCAAAAUAAUAUAAAAUCAGAGAAAACAAACAUAUAACAAGCGCGUUAUCGAUUUCCAAUUAUAAUAUCAAUCGAAUGACUAAUACGAUCACCGGUCAAUUUUGAACGAAAUAAGGACUAGCUGAGACAGUAUUGCAUAAGAAUAGAUAUAUGAAAAUGGACUACGAUGUAAACAUAGAAAUCUAAUAGAAUAUACAUGAAAUAUACAUCUAACUAUACACUGAGAUUACAGCGUUACAUGUAUAAAAAUAAAUCACAUAUCACCGUGUCCAUCGACCCCCAGUCGGUCGACAUCACAACUCGGCCCACAAACAACACAACAUUCCAUAAAACGUAACAAGGGUAACUAACACGCCUACGUCGAACGUCCAGCGGACGGCAAGUGUGAAAAAUUGUCGCAUUCAUUGAGCCUCGAAAAUCUACCUUGUACUCUUAACACCUGUAUGUGAUUUUGAAAGCUAAGUCGAAACUACUGAUAAAAACACUAACAUCGAGAUUGUUAAAAUCACUAUUAUCACUAUUGAUAAUCCGUCGAAGAAAACUAAAUCUAUUUUAAUAAUAAAUGAAAAAACGAUUAAAAUCGUUCGAUUGCACUUUUUUUU